Molecule: messenger RNA, 1173 nt
Organism: Armigeres subalbatus
Lineage: Eukaryota; Metazoa; Arthropoda; Insecta; Diptera; Culicidae
Product: odorant receptor 49b-like
Exons: 6
Coding region: 1-1173 (390 amino acids)
Biological process (GO): detection of chemical stimulus involved in sensory perception of smell; sensory perception of smell
Cellular component (GO): plasma membrane
Molecular function (GO): odorant binding; olfactory receptor activity
Source: RefSeq, a predicted model, not a curated record
AUGAAGUACUUCGAGCUUCUGGAUCCGCAGGCCGCGAUUCCGCUGGGUCUUCGUUUGAUGGAGACUUAUGGGCUACGUGGUGGGGAAAAGAAUUUUCUAUUUUUUCAAUUUACGAUUUUGUGGGAAACGGUUGUGAUAGUGAUUCCCAAAAUGUUCCUCGGCUAUCGCAGUCAGGAUCUGGUGAUACGCGGCCUGUCGGAGUUGCUAUUCCAGCUGCAUAUUAUGAUUCGGAUUUGCAUAUUCGCUUGGCAUCGUUUCAAGUUCGAAAGUCUGGUGGAGAUUGUUCAGAGGGUGUACAGGAAAAUGUUUUCUCCCGGUGGAAAUUCAACGUUGAAGAGCAUUAUCUUGGAAUACAACAAAUUAAUCCAUAAGGAAUCGAGAGGAUACUUCCUGUACAUUAUGGGAUGUCUGAUUUUGUUCAGCAUGUCCCCAGUUGUUCAAAGUGUGGUUAUUUUCAUUGCAAAUCAGAGCAGAAAUGGAACUGAAAAAGGAGAAUACCGCACGAUGAUGGAACAAGAAUUUUACGGACUGGAUGUUCGAGGUAACUUCAAAUAUUAUGGGCUAUAUGCUGUUCUGGGUGGAUUAGCACACUACUCGUCGGCUGCUCUUCUGGCAUUGUUCGUGGUUAUUAUAAUUUGUGGUGUUCGAAGCACCAUUCUAUUGUUUCGGUUGAUACAAGUAAGGCUUAGUAAGCUACACGAGCUCCCGAAAAACGAAAUUCGAGAAGAGCUUCGAGAUAUUAUCGAUUUACAUGUGGACGCGUUGAAGUGCAUUCAACUUCUGGAACAAAUUACUAAUUUGGCUAUGGCCGUUCAAAUGGCUGAUUGCGUACUCAUAUGGAUUUCCAUGGUUCUGUAUUUGAGAAAAAAUUUUGGCGUUGAUGUCGUGAGUCCAUUGAUACUUUUCGUGGCGUUGACCGCAGAAACCUUCUUCCUAUGUAACUUGAUGACUGAGCUCACCAGUGAGAGUUUUGCCGUGAUACGAGCCAUCAUCGAUUGUGAGUGGUAUACAUUGCCACUGGAUGUGCAGAGGUCGUUGUCGUUCGUUUUGUUCAGGGCACAACGUAACGAAGGAAUCACUGCCGCCAAAUUUUUCUUCAUGGACAUUGAACGUUUCAGUAAAGUGACACAGUCUUCUUAUUCGAUCUACGUGGUGCUGAAAGACCAUUUAUAG